Rhodamnia argentea is the source of this 1856-nucleotide messenger RNA. RefSeq lists its product as uncharacterized. Gene Ontology annotation, molecular function: acetylglucosaminyltransferase activity. The record is from RefSeq and is a predicted model, not a curated record. The coding region runs from base 3 to 1535 and encodes 510 amino acids. NCBI's taxonomy places the organism in Eukaryota, Viridiplantae, Streptophyta, Magnoliopsida, Myrtales, Myrtaceae. The transcript has 3 exons.
AAAUGUCUUCAACGAGAGAGACGACGAUUCACGACCUACUGAAGCCAUGGAAGUCCCUCCUCCUCCACACUGCCAAAGCCGCCGACGCCUUCUCCCUCUUCAUGAAGACCGCCCUCACCCUCUGCACCUUCGCCUCCCUCUCCCUCGUCCUCUACUUUGUCUUCUCCGCCCAACCCCAACUUCCCGGCCGCGCCUUCCAGCCCCCCGCCCUCCGUCGCAUUGCCACCGCCGAGGCCGAGGCUCCCAUGAAUGUGUCCCACAUCCUGUUCGGCAUUGGCGGCUCCGCGAAGACGUGGGACGAGCGCCGCCACUACAGUGAGCUCUGGUGGCGUCCCAACGUCACCCGCGGCUUCGUCUGGCUCAACCAGGACCCCUCUCUUGCCGCCGGGGCGUGGCCAGCCAGCUCCCCGCCGUACCGGGUCUCGGCCAACACGUCGCAUUUCAAGUACACGUGCUGGUACGGGUCACGGUCGGCGAUCCGGAUAGCCCGCAUCGUGAAGGAGAGCUUCGAGCUGGGGCUCAAGGGCGUGCGGUGGUUCGUGAUGGGCGACGACGACACGGUGUUCUUUUUGGAGAACCUGAUCGAUGUCCUUGCCAAGUACGACCACAGCCAGAUGUAUUACAUCGGAGCAAACUCCGAGAGUGUUGAGCAGGACGUGAUCCACUCGUACACGAUGGCUUACGGCGGUGGCGGGUUCGCCGUGAGUUACCCGCUUGCCGCGGAGCUCGCAAGGGUGUUGGAUGGGUGCAUCGACCGGUAUGCGGAGAUGUAUGGGUCCGACCAGAAGGUGCAGGGCUGUUUGAGCGAGAUUGGCGUGCCCGUCACUAAGGAGCUCGGGUUUCAUCAGGUCGACAUACGUGGCAACCCGUAUGGCUUAUUAGCGGCGCACCCAUUGGCCCCUUUGGUCUCCCUCCACCACAUGGACUAUGUGGACCCCAUCUUCCCGGGCCUGGAUCAGAUCGGCUCUUUAAAGAAACUCCAGACUGCAUUUGAGGCGGACCCAGGCCGGACCCUCCAGCACAGCUUCUGCUACGACCUAGCCCGGAACUGGUCCGUGUCCGUGUCCUGGGGCUACACCGUCCAGCUCUACCCAUCCCUCGUGACAGCGAUGGAGCUGGAGACGGCAGUGCAGACGUUCCAGACGUGGCGGAGCUGGAGCAACGAGCCCUUCACAUUCAACACCCGGCAAGUCGGCCUGAGCCCAUGCGAGCAGCCCGUGGUGUAUUUCUUGGACCGCGUCCACCGGGCCGGGGACGGCCAGACGCUGACCACGUACGUGAGGUCGCCUGUGGAUGAGAAGGACUGUGACCUCGCGCACUAUGCUCCUGCUUUGGCCGUCCAGAGCUUCAAUGUGUCGAGUUCAACGUUCAGACCAAACAUGUGGAAAAAGGCCCCACGAAGACAGUGCUGUGAGGUAAUCAACGGAACAAACUCGACGGGCAAGAUGGUCGAGGUCCAGAUCAGAGGGUGCAACCCCAUGGAGAGUGUGACUCCCCCCGACCACAUCAAGAUUGUCUUCACUGGACCAUCUUAAAGGAGUCGACAACAAAAGAGAAGCUCUCCAUUCCUUGGGAGGUAGCUGUUGUGAAUUGGCCCCUGUACCCUUUCUUCGUGCGCUCUGUGAUUGGCCGUUUCAGUUCGGCUCGGAUAUUGCCACGGAAAAAUCGAAGAAAAGUGGCAAGCAAGGAGAUGACAACAAGUCUGAACUGCUCUUGCAUUAGAUAUACACAGUUGUGGUUGAUGACCAAUUCACGAAGGUAUUGAGAAAUGAUACAGGAUCUAACGAAAGGUGCUGUACUUUCUUGUUUAAUUAUUUUCUACGUGGCUAGGUUUAGUGCAUGUCAACAAUGGAACA